Messenger RNA from Plasmopara halstedii, 2598 nucleotides. Its product is annotated as Membrane coat complex Retromer, subunit VPS35. Gene Ontology annotation, biological process: intracellular protein transport; retrograde transport, endosome to Golgi. The transcript is spliced from 4 exons. Bases 1 to 2598 code for a protein of 865 amino acids. Gene Ontology annotation, cellular component: retromer complex; late endosome; retromer, cargo-selective complex. NCBI's taxonomy places the organism in Eukaryota, Oomycota, Peronosporomycetes, Peronosporales, Peronosporaceae. The record is from RefSeq and is a predicted model, not a curated record.
AUGACGCUAGGAGGCUUUGUCUUGGACAAGAAAGACGAAGAAGGUCUUCUUUGCGAAGCGCAGCAAACAGUCCGUGAUCAAAGCUAUCGUAUGCAGCGUGCCAUCGAUGCAGGUGACCAGGAAGCAGUCCUAAAGCACGCUGCUGAGUUCUUACGCGAGCUGCGCACGAAUCUAUUGUCUCCAACGAAAUACUACCAAUUAUAUAUGCAAAUAAUGGAUGAAUUGCGACACUUUGAAAGCUACGUCGAUGAUCAACGGCAGGCAGGCGCAUCUAUGCGAGUGCUCUAUGAACGUGUUCAGAGCAGUGGAAAUGUGCUGCCAAGACUUUACUUAAUGGUGGCGGUAGGCUCUGUUUAUAUCAAAUCGCAAGAAAUUCCAGUUCGAGAGAUUUUGACGGAUUUAGUAGAAAUGCUGAAAGGAGUGCAACAUCCGUUGCGAGGACUCUUUCUACGACAUUAUUUAUCACUCAGUGUCCGUGACAAGCUCCCGGAUACGGGAUCAGUGUACGAGCAAUCGGGUGGUGGUACUAUCAUUGAUGCCAUUGAUUUUCUACUGCAAAAUUUACGAGAGACUAAUCAACUUUGGAUAAGACUGCGACAUCAAAAGAGUGGAGGGGAAAGACCGGUAACCGGACGAGAGAAAGAGCGAUUGGAGCUGCGAUUGCUGGUCGGUACGAGCCUGGUGAGGCUUAGUCAGAUGGAAGGGGUCACGCUUAGCGUUUACACAGAACAAGUCUUGCCUCGGUUAUUAAAUGAUAUAGUGCUUGUGACGAAAGAUUCAACGUCACAGCAAUAUUUAAUGGAUUGUAUUGUUCAAGUUUUUCCAGAUGAAUUUCACUUGCAAAAUCUAGAAAAAUUACUAGGUGCGGUUGAGAAAUUACAGUCAAGUGUUGACGUAGCGUUGACUUUGACCGCAUUUUUUGAGCGAUUGACAAAGUUUCGAGAAGCUCAAGGUGUUAUUCGAAAUUUGAAGGAGCAAGAACAAGUCGACGAAUCACUGGAACAUCAAGUUGAGGAUCUUCUCGUGUUUCAACAAUUACUGGCAACAACUUCUAAAGUGCUUGUGCAUUCAUCACGGUAUGAUGCUAAAGUCAAGGAAAUUUUAAGUGAAGACAGCAGCUCUAAGGUCCAUUUAGCUUUGGUCCUUCCCUUAUUCGUGACAUUCGCAUCUUUUACCCUCACGUGGUUGGGUGUUAGCCCAACACGUCAAAGUCCCGACACAACCUCAGCGUUACAAAAAAUUGUUAUGAUGUGUCUUACAUUUUUGCAAAAACGAGCAACAGCAUGGCAAGAUGACAGCGACAAACAAACAUACCAAACAGUGAUUUUGCAGCUUAAAACUCUCGUUUUGACACUCCUUGAAGCAUUAACAAUACAAGAUCUAAUGGAUAUCCCAGCGCUCCUUGAAUUAAUUACAUUAAUGCCGUGGAAAGGAGCACGGAAGGACAUAGCAAUGACAUAUAUUCGUGUGCUUCUAGCACGUCAUGAGCGUGUACGUGACGACAAACAAAUGGAUUUUUUGCUUCAAGUAUUGGCACCUUUAGUACGUGACGAUCCCAAUGAGUUACAGUCUCCAGCUCCAGCCAUAAAUGAGUCAGACAAGGAUACUAAGAUCUUUGAAGUGGAACAGCAAAUUUUGGCCAAGGUUAUUCACCUAGUAAUUAAUGACGAUUUAGAUAUUCGAUUCCAGGUAUAUUCCGUCGCCCGACGUGCUUUCCUUCAAAGUGGCGUCUAUCGCAUUCGUUAUUCUCUUGUCCCAUUGAUUUACCAAUCGCUUACACUUGCCCGAGAUCUAGCUGCACAUCAUAAACAGAAAACUCAAAAUCAGGCGGUGGAUAUGAAGACAGAGCUUGAAGCUAUAGCAUAUUCUUCGAGACCGGGCAAGACUUUUGAGACAACGCCUCGCCAAGUACUUCAGUUUGUACAUGAAAUGGUGACUGCAUUGGCUUCUAAGCAAGAUGCGCUAUCAGUUCCGUGCGUUCACUUGUUUUUGCAGUGUGCUUUAAUUGCUGAUGGCUGUGCGUAUGAAGCGGUUGCGUACGAAUUUAUUACCCAAGCUUUUAUUGUAUAUGAAGACCAGAUUACACUUGCCCGGGAACAAUGGCGUGCUUUGGAGAUCAUGGUGGCAUCUCUUCGUGCCGUUCGCAAUUUGUCGAGUGCUAAUUACGAGGUUCUUGCUACAAAGACGACACAAUACGCAGCCCGACUACUUAAGAAGAAAGACCAAGCACUAAUGGUGUUAAAUUGUGCACACCUUUUUUGGCAUCCUUGUCAACAAGAUGGCAAACGCGUUCGAGAAUGUCUUCAGCGCUCUCUUCGUAUUGCAGAUGCGAUCAAGGACACAUCAUCGAACCAAGUUUGUCUUUUUCUUGAUAUUUUAGAAGCUUAUUUGUACUUUUACGAGGCACAGACACCUGAGGUGACACAGAAUUAUCUUGUUGGGCUAUUAACACUCGUCAAAGACCAUUUGGAGAACAUGGAGCACGGUCAAAGGCGUCGAGAAGGCGAGUUUCAUUAUCGUGCAAUUGUGCGUUAUAUGGACAGCUUAGGAUUGUCUGACGAUGCCAUAUCUUCGUCGUCUUCAUCUUCGUCGAGGUAG